Messenger RNA from Penicillium verhagenii, 1386 nucleotides. RefSeq names its product glycoside hydrolase family 76 protein. Bases 1 to 1386 code for a protein of 461 amino acids. The record is from RefSeq and is a predicted model, not a curated record. The transcript has 4 exons. NCBI's taxonomy places the organism in Eukaryota, Fungi, Ascomycota, Eurotiomycetes, Eurotiales, Aspergillaceae. Gene Ontology annotation, biological process: carbohydrate catabolic process; fungal-type cell wall biogenesis. Gene Ontology annotation, molecular function: mannan endo-1,6-alpha-mannosidase activity.
AUGGCAUUGCUUUUGAUAGGACUCGGACUUUUCUUUGCAGUUGGAGCUGCCACUACUGGUAUACCCCUUGAUAUUGAUAGUCAAGACUCGAUUCGAUCCGCCGCAAGCACGAUUGCAUAUGACCUUGUGAGUUUCUAUUCAGGAAACAGAAGUGGCGACGUUCCAGGUAAUUUACCUUCACCAUACUAUUGGUGGGAAGCAGGUGCAUUUUUUGGAUCUCUCAUCAACUACUCGAUAUUUACUGGGGAUAAAACCUAUAACAACAUUACUCUGGAGGCAAUGGAGCAUCAAGCUGGUGACAAGGGGGAUUUUAUGCCGAGUAACCAGACAUAUACCGAGGGUAAUGACGACCAGUGUUUCUGGGCCCUCAGUGCGAUGAUGGCCGCGGAGCGAAACUUUCCAAACCCAAGUUCCUCGUCACCGAGCUGGCUUUCGAUGGUUCAAGCUGUCUUCAACGAGCAGGCAAGCCGCUGGGAUACAUCGAGCUGUUCCGGAGGUUUGCGUUGGCAAAUAUAUACCUGGAAUGCUGGAUAUGAUUACAAGAAUACAAUUGCAAAUGGCUGUUUCUUUGACAUUGCAGCACGUUUGGCUCGAUAUACAGGAAAUGAUACUUACGCCGAAUGGGCCACCAAGUCUUGGAACUGGGCCAAGGAUGUUGGGCUGAUCACCCCCGACUACCAGGUAUAUGAUGGAACGACGGAUGUCAGCAACUGUACCUCCUAUGAUAGAACUCGUUGGUCAUAUACUGCUGGAAUUUAUCUUCAUGGCACCUCCGUGAUGUACAAUUAUACCUCUUCACUUUCAACCAACUCAUCUUUAUCCUCCACGUGGAAAACUCGACUGAAUGCGCUACUAUCCAAAACUGAUUUUCUUUUCUCGACAAAUGAAAGCAGUAUGAAUGUAAUGUACGAGCCUCCAUGCGAGCUCAAAGGUAUCUGUGACACAGAUCAAUUGUCCUUCAAAGCAUACCUCGCUCGAUGGAUGGCUGAUGUCACUCAACUUGCGCCUUACACAUACGACACCAUAAUGACAAAACUGCGAGCUACUGCACAAGCUGCGGUUGCUCAGUGCCAAGGAGGAAGUACAGGUACAUACUGUGGCUUUCGCUGGUCAAGUGGUAGCUACGAUGGAACCACUGGCGUUGGUCAACAAAUGGGUGUGCUUGAGGUUCUUCAGGGACUCCUCGCAGCUAAUGUCAGUGCGCCAGUCACAUCUACCACAGGCGGAACGAGUAAGGGCAAUAGUGCCGCAGGGACUGGCUCAGAUGAGACAGACACCGAAAUAUAUUACUCCAAAAUAACUACGGGUGAUAUUGCAGGAGCUUCAAUAGCGACGGCAAUGGUGAUUUGUCUGGUACUGGCCGCUGUCUAUACGAUGAUAACUUAG